Leptopilina heterotoma is the source of this 568-nucleotide messenger RNA. RefSeq names its product spore coat protein SP85-like. The record is from RefSeq and is a predicted model, not a curated record. The transcript is spliced from 3 exons. NCBI's taxonomy places the organism in Eukaryota, Metazoa, Arthropoda, Insecta, Hymenoptera, Figitidae. The coding region runs from base 155 to 505 and encodes 116 amino acids.
CUUAUAGUCUCAAUCUCUAAUUAGCGAAAUACUUCUAAUAUGCUGUAUGAUAAUGAUUUUUAUUAAAAUAUAAAAGCUCCUCUGCGAAUUGUUGAGGUCACACUCAAGUCUUUCUGAAGAUAUUCAUCACUUCUAGUAACGGACGGUUGUUAAAAUGAGAGGAUUCACAGUUCUGUUCAUGCUAAUUGCAUCAGUCUUGGUACUGUUGUCUAGCGUUGCAUCGCAACCACCACCAGUUGAACCUGAACCACCCACUGAACCACCAACUGAACCACCAACUGGACCACCAACUGAACCACCAACUGAACCUCCAACUGGACCACCAACUGGACCACCAACUCCAUCACCAGAACCUACACCAGAACCUACACCUCGACCAAGAUGCCUUGCAAACGGAAGUCGGUGCAGAAGUGACGGAAGGUGGGGCAAUUGCUGCUCAAGAUUCUGCUUCGUUGCUCGCGGACAACGUGUUGGUGUUUGCCGUCGUCGUCGUAAUAAUUAUUGACAACAAAUGUAAACCUUGUCACAUCUUCAUAAAAAUAAUAAACUUUUUUUGAAUUACUCUCAA